Saccostrea cuccullata (small rock oyster) is the source of this 2211-nucleotide messenger RNA. RefSeq lists its product as uncharacterized. Gene Ontology annotation, biological process: DNA integration. Gene Ontology annotation, molecular function: zinc ion binding; nucleic acid binding. NCBI's taxonomy places the organism in Eukaryota, Metazoa, Mollusca, Bivalvia, Ostreida, Ostreidae. The transcript is spliced from 2 exons. The annotation marks the transcript as partial. The record is from RefSeq and is a predicted model, not a curated record.
AUGUCUGAUGAUUUAAACGAGUUGAAAUUAUUUGGGGAGAGUUUAGGUCUUAAAGAUGAAGAUCUCACAAAUUUUGUUAAAGAGCAGCAAGCUUUACGGAGAGAUGAAAGACAAGCUCAGAGAGAGUUAGAUAAGAUAAAGAUAAAUUCUCAGACUGAGGUUGAAAAAGAGAGACUUAGUUUUGAGUUAGAGAGAGAGAAAAUGAGAAAUGACAUAGAGAAAAUGAAAUUAGAACAAAAGCCUAUUUUCUCAGACGAGUCAAAGUUUACUGGUGGUCAUGUUUUGCCCAAAACACCCAAACUCCCUUUCUUUGAUGAUUCUCAUGAUGAGAUGGAUAGUUUUCUCCUUAGGUUUGAACGAUAUGCUGAGGCUCAGCAAUGGGAUCAUUCAAACUGGGCUAUAAAUCUUAGUGCAUUAUUAAAGGGGAAGGCUUUAGAUGUGUAUGCGUUAAUGCCAAAAACUCAUGCCCUUGAUUACAAUACUCUUAAGACAGCUUUAUUGAAACGCUUUGAAUUGACCGAUGAUGGUUUUAAAAAGAAGUUUAGAUCAUGUAGGCCAGAUCAGUGUGAAACCUUUUCUCAAUUUGCUGUCCGAUUGAGUAGUUACUUUGAAAGGUGGGUUGAAAUGGCAAAGGCACCCAAAACAUAUCAAGGUUUGUAUGAUCUUAUGUUGCGAGAUCAAUUUCUGCAUGUAUGUAGUCAAGAUUUAAGAUUGUUUUUAAAGGAGAGAAUACCUGACAGUUUAACAAAUAUGGCAAACUUAGCUGAUCAGUACAAAGAUGCCCGCGACGUAAGUGCGCUACAAGCUAUAGGUAAGGGUAAGAUUUCUUUGUCCAAAAAGGUCGAACCGGUAAAGAAAGUAGAUGUUGGUGAGAACAAGAGUUCGUCUUUUGAUAAGAAAAGAUUCAUACCUAAGUCAGAACGUAAGUGUUUUAAAUGUCACAAAGUUGGACAUAUUGCAUCAGAGUGUAGGUCCAAAACAGUUUUUAACAAUAUGUCACAUGCUGUACAGGACGUUGGAUCUUCUGAGCAAAAGGUAUGUUUUGUUAGUACAAUGCCUUCAGACCCUAUUGUAGAAUCUACUGCAUCGUCUUUUCCAACAACUACGUCAUUUUCGUCUUGCCAAAGUAGCUUAGCUUCUAGUAUGCCGAUAUCUGCAGGUUAUGUUAACAAUGUACCAGUGACAGUCUUGAGAGAUACUGGCUGCAGUGGUAUUGUCAUAAGGAGGAGCAAAAUACAAGAUGAAGACCUAGUACAAGGUAAGAAACAGACUUGUGUUCUAGCAGACGGCUCCAAAAUAACUGUUCCGAUCGCAGAGGUUUCCAUUAACACUCCCUUCUUGAAAGAACAACAUGAGGUAUGGUGCAUGGAGAAUCCUGUAUACGAUCUGAUAGUUGGUAAUGUCCCAGAUGCCAAGCCAGCGACUCAACCAGAUCCAGAUUGGCAGGUAAACGCUGUAGAGACCCGGCAACAGAAACGUAACAAGAGCAAACCAUACACUCAGCUUAAAGUACCAGCCAUCAUAUCUGAGGAUUUUGAUCUAUUGAAAAUUAGAAAUGUACAAGAGCAGGAUGUUUCUCUGAAAAAAGGUCACUUGGGAACACAGCGGACCUUAGCAAGAGUUACCUCAGAAUUCUUCUGGCCAGGGAUGCAUAGUGAGUUGCGGCGUUAUUGCCAGUCGUGUGACAUAUGUCAGCGCACAGUUCACAAAGGUAAGGUACAGAAAGUACCAUUGGAGCGAAUGCCACUCAUAGAUGAGCCCUUCCAAAGAGUUGCAGUUGAUCUUGUUGGACCACUGUACCCAACCACCGACAAAGGUAACCGUUAUAUUUUGACUCUGGUGGAUUAUGCUACUCGCUAUCCAGAAGCUAUUGCUUUGCCUAACAUCGAGACAGAGAGAGUUGCAGAGGCCCUAAUGGAGAUGUUCUCGAGAAUCGGUGUGCCCCGUGAGAUGUUGAAAGAUAUGGGAAGUCAGUUUACUUCUUCUCUAAUGUCAGAGGUGAGUCGACUUAUUUCUCUUCGACAAUGGACCACGACACCAUAUCAUCCGAGCUGUAAUGGGUUGGUAGAACGUUUCAAUGGAACUCGAAAACAAAUGUUGAAUCGACUUUGUUCUGAAAAACCUAAAGAUUGGGACAAGUACCUGAGUGCAGUUCUGUUCGCCUAUAGAGAAGUUCCUCAGGAGAGUCUUGGAUUUUCUCCGUUCGAGCUU